Cetraspora pellucida is the source of this 621-nucleotide messenger RNA. NCBI's taxonomy places the organism in Eukaryota, Fungi, Glomeromycota, Glomeromycetes, Diversisporales, Gigasporaceae. The record is from the annotation of a GenBank genome assembly.
AUGAGUAGCAUUAACAGUGAUCCAUAUCAUACGGAAGAAGCAAAAAGAUUAGUUGUCAACAAUCAAAAGAUUUUAACUAUCUCUGCAUUAACUAUUGGUGGAGUUGUACUUGCACCAAUAGUGUUUGUUGGUUUGGUACAGGUAAUCGGAUUCGGUUCAGGUGGUAUCGUAGCUGGAUCAUUUGCCGCAUGGAUGAUGUCAUUGCAAGGUGGUGCCACUGCUGCAGGUAGUCUUGUAGCUAUUCUACAAUCGAUUGGUGCGGCAGGAAUCAGCCUAGGUGCAACUGUUGCAACAAGCGCAGGUGGUGGUACAUUUAUAGGAAUUUUGUCGACAUUGAUUAUGAAAAUAUUGAAUGCAAAUCCUGAGGGACGUGCUCAAUUAAAUGAAUUCGAAGCAUUCGACCAGUUUCUCAAAAUAUUCACAUCAAUCCAGAAAGUGAUUGAGACAAAAAAAUUCAAAUUCCUUAUAGAUGAAAAUGCGGAUAACGAAAACGUUUAUAAAAGUUUUGAAACUUUGUAUAAUCAUUUGGUAAAAAGCUAUGGAAAAGAGUAUGUUGAAAAAGUGCGGCUAAAUACUAUUACGUUGUAUUUGGGGAUGGAUCUAGUCCGUGCUAGUCUCUGA